This is a messenger RNA of Zerene cesonia (dogface butterfly), 507 nucleotides long. Its product is annotated as homeobox protein MOX-1-like. Gene Ontology annotation, molecular function: DNA-binding transcription factor activity, RNA polymerase II-specific; RNA polymerase II cis-regulatory region sequence-specific DNA binding. Gene Ontology annotation, biological process: positive regulation of transcription by RNA polymerase II. Bases 1 to 507 code for a protein of 168 amino acids. Lineage: Eukaryota; Metazoa; Arthropoda; Insecta; Lepidoptera; Pieridae. Gene Ontology annotation, cellular component: nucleus. The record is from RefSeq and is a predicted model, not a curated record. The transcript is spliced from 3 exons.
AUGGAAUACAUUCGAACAAACUUCCUUAUUCAAAACGAAGAAAGCUUUGACCCGAAGCAAGAAGAGCUAUUUAAUAACGAACAUUUUGAGCCAAUUUAUCAGGAAGUUUCUUCGAGUUAUGAGCAAGAUUUUAGCCAAAAUUUUCUGCAAAUGUUCUAUGAUUGUCGUACGAAUGUACCCGACGCGUCCUGGGACUGGCAGUGGUGGCAAAACAGUCAAGUGCUAAAGGAAGAGAAUGAGGUGGAAUCAGCAGGAACUAUGAGUUAUAGCGAGGAAGAAGUUCGGUCACCUACAGCUUCCAGAAAAGAAAGGACGGCCUUUACAAAAGCACAAAUUCGCAAUUUGGAAGCGGAGUUUUCCCGCGCAAAUUAUCUCACGAGGUUACGACGCUAUGAGAUCGCCGUCGCAUUAAAUCUUACUGAGAGACAGGUUAAAGUUUGGUUUCAAAACCGAAGAAUGAAAUGGAAACGAACGAAGGGGCCCAAACAUGCAGCGUCAAAGGAUUAG